This is a messenger RNA of Symbiodinium necroappetens, 1563 nucleotides long. The record is from the annotation of a GenBank genome assembly. NCBI's taxonomy places the organism in Eukaryota, Dinophyceae, Suessiales, Symbiodiniaceae.
AUGCCAGCUCCCAAGAGAAGGAAGGGGGGUAUUCAGCAGAGGCGGGCUGCUGAUCGUGACGAAACGACAGGCCAAAGUGCUUUGCAUGAGCUCCUCAUGACCUAUCUGGCCCAGGGCAUUUUGUCGGCUUCGAUGUGCUGGAAUAUUUCAAGGGCAGCAGCAGAAGACGUGAAACGAGCCGGCGAUGGCAUUUCGUUUCCGGAUUUGGAGCAUUUGGCAAGCUUCAAAUCAGCGAAGAACGUGCAGAGGGGCAUCGAUGGGUUGUUAGCUAAGCAAGCUUCUUGGCCGAUGCCCACGGAGGUGGACAUUCCUAUGCAAGGGACAAAUGCCAACAAGGCAUCCUCCUAUGUCAUGCUUCCACACGAAACGUUUGUUGCCCUUUACAAUAGCACUAAAGGCUGGGCCUCAUCGAUCUUGCCGGAUCCUUCGAAGCUGACUGCCUUCUGGGACACGUUUUCCGGACACCCAUCGAUGAUGGACCAUCCUAUAUCGAAAAGGGGGGACCGGGACCAUGCAAUCCCCUUCAGCCUCCACGGCGACGAGGUGCCGAUAACGGGUAUCGGCAAGAUCUGGAGCAGGGCUGCCCUCUGUUUCUCCAUGAGCAGUCUCAUGGCAGUUGCAGGAGGCAGGAGUGCUGCGGAAUCCAGCCUCUACAUAUGGGGCGUUUUCGAAAAGUUCAUACUCCCCACAGACGGUGUGAUUCUGGGUACCAUGGAUACUUUUUGGAUGUUGAUGAAGUGGUCAUUUGAAAUCCUCAUGUCCGGAAAAUGGCCUUCAAAGAACUGGAAAGGCGAAAAGUACAAGCCGGGCACUCCAGAGUUUCGGCGAGCAGGUUCCUUUCUUUGCGAUGGCUACUACGGUGUGCUGGUGCAAGCUGCCGGGGAUUUAGACUAUUACUGCAAAUGGCUUGGUUGUCCCAACUACGGUAGCCAUGCAAAGUGUUGCCCGCUGUGCCGGUGCACUUACAAAGGACAAACCUCCUGGCUGGACAACCGCAAAGAGUCCAAAUGGCAGAAAACCCUGGUAACAGUCAAAAACUGGAGGACACACUGGGACCCAAGCUGCCUUCUGUUUGGACUGGGUGGCUUCACCUCUUUAUGCAUUGCCAUGGAUUUCAUGCAUUGUAUGCAUCUAGGGUGGAUGCAGUUUUUCUUCGCCAGUGCUUUACUUUUGCUUAUGGAAGACUGUUUGGAAGGCACUGAUGUGGAAAAACUCCGGCAAAUCCAGCAGUACAUCUAUCAUUUCCAAAAGGAGACAAACACCAGAUACCGCUUCAAGCAGAAGCUCCUGAAAAUGACCAUGGUGAAACCCAAAAAGGGCUUUCCUAAAUUGCGAGGACGUGCUGCAGACAUCCACAGCCUUGCCGGUGCGAUUGAAAGCUUGUUCGCCCAUCACAUGGAUGAAGCAGAUCCAAACCAUGGUCGCAUCAAAUUGGUGCUGAGCUUGAACAGGGAACUGUCAGACUUGCUAGACGAGUAUGGCCCAAGAUACGGCUUCACAGCUCUUCCUGACCAGCAGGCGAAGCGAGCCUACAGCAUCGGGCUAGAAAUGGCUCAAGUGCAC